AUGGGAUGGCAUGUCGUUCGCAGUGCGCUCACUCUCUGCACCGACGGCGGCAUCACCAUCAACAUGACCGAGACGUGUCCCAAUGCGGUCGCUGUCCUGGCGCGGCGCUCGCUCGAGAGGCGGUUGCUGUGCGGCGACAUGGACCGCCACCACUAUCUCCGCGACCUGCCGAACGAGCCGUGCCUGGAGCCGUUACGCGCUCUGGCCACGCGCUCCCCGAGUGCCGACUGGAGUAGGCGACAUUGUGGUCUCGUGCGGGCGAUCGUCGGGAACGGCAUCGUGGGCGUUGCUCGUCGGCACGCUGCAGGGUUGCAGGCCUCCGCGUGCUACCCGUGCUGCGGCGGACCAGACGGCACUCUGCAGCGUGCGUCCUGGGGUGACUGCCGCGUCACCCGGCUGUGGCGACGCGAUUACGACACGGCUGACAGGAUGAAGGUCUUGAAUUUCCAGUGCGCUGGCACGUUCGGCCGCGCGGAGGGCUCCUGGACAGAGACCACUCACUCGGGCUGCGUGGCGGCCGAAUUUGCGGACGAUGAUUUGGACACCCUUGACGACUCCCAGGUUGAGUUUCAGGUGGUUGGCCCGUACGUCGACAUCAACGGCAGCGAGCUCACGGCAGUGAUCAUGGCCCUGAGGGUGGUCCCAGUCGCCAUCGCGCGCCUCGACGACCUCUGCGGGGAGCUGCUGGACGAGGAUGUGGCUGGAGGGCGCGCUGAUCAGGCAGCGGUGGCCAGCGCCGCGGCGGCAGGUGCGGGCGCGGGUGUGCAGGUGGCUACGGCUGCAGACCUGCCUGCACAUGAUGAAGGAGGCAGCUCGCAGGAGAUGGCCGAAGCAGGUGAUCCAGGAGGAGUGAGCAAGGUGCUGACCAGCGGCACGGAGGACGUCGACGUGAACGUGCUGCUGGAGACCACGAGGGGGGAUCCGCCUGAGGGCGGCAAGGAGAGGUCCCGGCACGAGGUGGCCUCCGCCGCCCGCCGGGACGCGGAGGCCGAGCGCCUGCAGCUGGAGCGCGCCAUGCGCGCAUCGCAGCGGGAGAGCCGCGUCGCGGCCACGGAGACGAAGCGCCUGGGCGUCGAGCUGGAGCAGGCCCGGAAGUGGUCCGACGGCCUGGCGGAGGAGCGCGACGCCCUGCGGCUGGAGAACGAGAGGCUGCGGCGGGAGCAGCAGAGGCUCGCGGCGGAGUGCGACCAGCAGCUCAAGGACGCCAAGAGCAAGCACAGCGACGAGCUCAAUCGCCAGCGGAGCCGCAUGCUCGAGAGCGAGAAGGGGGCCGGCGAGGCUGAGGGCAGACUUCAGGCGCUCGCCCACGAGAACCAGCUCCUGCGCGCCGCUCUGCAGGAGGCGCAGGCCCACCAGGCGAGGGCCGGGUCCUCGUGCACCUCGGGCAUCCAGGACGCGAUGAGGCGCCGGCUCGAGAAG
Prorocentrum cordatum is the source of this 1419-nucleotide messenger RNA. The record is from the annotation of a GenBank genome assembly. Lineage: Eukaryota; Dinophyceae; Prorocentrales; Prorocentraceae.